Molecule: messenger RNA, 4879 nt
Organism: Anthonomus grandis grandis
Lineage: Eukaryota; Metazoa; Arthropoda; Insecta; Coleoptera; Curculionidae
Product: neuroligin-4, Y-linked
Exons: 10
Coding region: 163-2799 (878 amino acids)
Biological process (GO): chemical synaptic transmission; modulation of chemical synaptic transmission; neuron cell-cell adhesion
Cellular component (GO): cell surface; postsynaptic membrane; synapse
Molecular function (GO): neurexin family protein binding; signaling receptor activity
Source: RefSeq, a predicted model, not a curated record
AGUAGGGUCCUUACGUCGCGUCCCUUCACCCUUGCACGUAAUUUUCACGCGAUUUUUUUUUUGCUCGAUUUAUCCGCGAAAAAUAAUGUCCAUUGCCCAUCUCGUCAAAUCGGUGCCGUAGUGUCGCAACAUGCCCGAUCCCUAACUGGUGUCACCCUCACGAUGCCCCCUUUACCGUGUGUACUGGUGUUUUUCCUGUUAAUUUUAGAUUAUUUUAAGUGCGACAGUAUCGCGGAUACCCCCCGUUCCCCCGCCUUAUCGUCGCGAACGGUGAAAACCAAAUACGGUGAUGUGAGUGGAAUUAUAGUGACCCCCGAGUCCAAACAUUUGGAACCAGUGGAAAUAUUCAGAGGGAUACCGUACGCGAGCCCCCCCUUGGGGAGUUUAAGGUUUAUGCCCCCAGUAACAGGGGCGUUGUGGCAAGGGGUUAAGGUGGCGGACACCUUUGGACCCGUGUGUCCACAAAAAUUGCCAGAUAUUGCCAAUGAGACUGCCGCAUUGAAGAGAAUGCCCAGGGGCAGGUUGGAGUAUCUGAAGAGGCUGCUGCCCUAUUUAAAGAAUCAAAGUGAAGACUGUUUAUAUUUGAAUAUUUAUGCUCCGGCACAAGCUGGCACCAGAGAAGGCGCUACUCAUGCCAAAUUUCCAGUAAUAGUUUUUAUUCAUGGAGAAAGCUACGAAUGGAACUCUGGAAACCCUUAUGACGGAACUGUGUUGGCCAGUUAUGGGGGUGUUGUUGUAGUUACUAUUAAUUAUAGGCUAGGAAUUCUGGGUUUUCUAAAUGCCAACACGGACCCUUACUCAAAAAAUCCAGCGAACUACGGCCUCAUGGACCAGAUUGCAGCCCUUCACUGGAUACAAGAAAAUAUCGCCUAUUUCGGUGGAGAUCCCACCAACGUCACCCUAUUAGGUCAUGGUACCGGAGCUGCUUGUGUAAACUUUCUUCUUACAUCUAGUGCUGUGCCCGAAGGUGUUCUUUUUCAUCGAGCUAUCCUAAUGUCUGGAUCAGCAUUAAGUCCAUGGGCUCUGGUUCACGAGCCAUCCAGAUAUGCCGCUCUGGUUGCCGUGCAUGCUAAUUGCUCGCCAGAGUUGCCACAUUCCCACUUGCUCAAGUGUCUCAGGGAGAAACCUUUGGAAACUCUGUUGACGACCCCUGUGUCUGCUCCAGAGUUUUCUUUUGCUUUUGGGCCGAGUGUGGAUGGAGUGGUCAUUGAUACGGGAGAACCUCCUGGUGACACCCCACACUAUACGGACUACGGGGAUGCAUCUGAACGAAAAUCAUCCAAGGGAGAACCGCCGAAUGCCAUUAAUAUUUUAAACAGCGUGUUGCUGAGAAAAUCGGUUAGAGCAAAGCUGAGCAGAUACGAUAUGCUGCUGGGGGUUGUUAGAGCUGAAGCUUAUUUUGCUUUUAAUGGAGAAGAUGUUCAAUAUGGUAUAGAAGGGGACCGUCGCACAAAAAUCCUACGUACGUUUGUUAAAAACACCUACAGUUAUCAUCUAACCGAAAUCCUCGCGACCAUAGUUAACGAAUAUACAGACUGGGAACGUCCUGUUCAACAUCCCAUUAACAUCAGAGAUGAAACCUUAGAAGCAUUAUCGGAUGCUCAAUAUGUGGCACCGGUAAUCCAUACGGCAGAUCUACAUUCUGAUGAACAUAGAAAUUCGUAUCUCUAUGUUUUUGAUUAUCAGACUAAAUUUGGGGAUUAUCAGCAGAGACAGGGCUGUAUCCAUGGAGAAGAGCUGCCUUACCUUUUUGGAGCUCCUCUCGUGGGAGGAUUUAUGCAUUUUGGUAAAAACUACACCAAAUCCGAAGUGAUCCUAUCCGAAGUAACUAUGUUAUAUUGGACCAAUUUUGCUAGAACCGGAAACCCAAAUGAACACAUCGAGAAUGAACACUCCAGACAAGAGAGAUCCAGGCUGAAAAACGUGGAAUGGACAGCCUAUGAGGCUGUACAUAAAAAAUAUUUAAAUCUCGAUCAAAAACCCAAAUUAAAAAACCACUACCGCGCCCAUCGGCUCUCCUUCUGGCUCAAUUUGGUUCCAGAUCUCCAUAAGCCUGGUGGAGAAGAUGUGCCUUCGUCCCACCAUGAGCUAAGAGAAGACGACGAACCCCCACCACCAAAGUAUCCGCAGUUAAACCCCAAAAAGUUGCCCACUACUGAGACCCCCACUGAAUUUAAGACUCUUUUUGGGAAUGUUAGUGGGGCUUUGGCAACCGUGGGACCUGGAGAUUCGACUGAGAGGGUUGAAGAACUUGGUGGUUUAAGUACGACCUCCCACCCCGUAGAAGACGGUUUCGCAGCCUACAGUACCGCCUUAAGCGUAACCAUAGCAAUCGGUUGUUCCCUUCUAAUCCUCAACGUACUCAUCUUUGCCGGAGUGUACUACCAACGAGACAAAAGCCGUAUGAAUGAAACCAAUGGUGGUGGACACAACCCGAAGAAACGCAACGAAAACGGUCAAAUGCCCAACAACAUAUGCGGUGACCUGGAAAGCAGUAUUAUAGGGGUGAAAGGUGACCCGGCUACCAUUUUGGGACACCAUCACUCCCACCAUCAGCUCCCACCACCAGAAUUUGCAGAUAUGCCGCAAAAUAACGCGACUUUACCACGCUGCGCCCCGCCACCCCCUAAGAUAAAUUGCAAGAGUAACAUGAACACCUUGAAUUCAAGGAGCAUGCACGAAAAUCAACCCUUGUUGUCCUCGCAUAGUAUACAAGUGAUGAACACGGGGACUUUGACGAAGAAAAAUACGCAGUUGAACGCGAAACAGAAUUUGACUAUGGAAGAGUUGAGGGUGUGACAGGAUGAUGUGUACUUGUAGUAUUUUAUUAAUGAGUUUUAAUGGGGAGAUGAGGACAGGAAGUAGAAUAAUUUCAAGAAAAUUAGUAUUUGUUAUUUUGUUAAGCUACUGGUUAUCAGGUGAGCUUUGGGCCUACUUUUGAGAUCAUUAUACCUUUUUUACAAUUAUCAUUAUUAUUUUAAAGUAGCAUACAUUCAAGUUUAUUCUUAAAGACUCACCAUCACGUCUCACAAUUACCAACUUUAAGCUAAAAUUUUAAGAUAAACACACGUAAAGAGUUUUGGUAUUGAAAUAUUUAAUUUUAAAAAAUAUUUCAUAAAUGGCCACCACGGCUUUGCUGGCAUAGGCAUCACCUUUAGACGACACUUUCAAUUACGUUAUUGUAUACAUGUGGUGGUAUUUCAUUGACACGGCGUCUGGCUUCGGCUUUCAAUGCUUCGAUGAUUGCAGGCUUAUUGGCAUAAAGUGUGACUUUAAAUAGCCCCACAGCCAGAAGUCCUGCUCGAACCACAUAUCGUCAAAAUCGAUGGUUUUCAAAUAAGGCACAAGAAACUGUGUUUUCAUAGCACAAUAACGUUGCCAUUCACCGUUACUGCAUUACCUUCUUCGUUUUUGAAGAAAAACUGUCCAAUUAUUCCUCCAACUCUAUAUACUAUUUAGGUUUUAAUUUUUUAUAAUAUAGCUCGUAGAUAAUCGGCAUUUUUUUUUUCCAAUUUUCAUCUUCUUUCACUACUUGUUUCUGACUUGUCAUUUGGUUAGCGAGCUAAAGUUUUAACUUACCGUCUAAGUAUUAUGUUCGUUUUAGUAUAUUUUGCACAAUCCCAAAUAUUAUCCUCUCUCGACCAACAAUUAUUAUUUGAUGAUACAAAUUCUUCUAUUAAUAGAAUGAGCGAUGGCUUCGGAAAUUUUAAAUAACAACUGAAUUAAUCUGGCCAUAAAUGACGUAUUAGAGUUGAGAAUUUUGAAAAGUUUUAAUGUAUUGUCUAAGCCAAUGAAUUUAUCCAAACUAAGCUAAAAGUUUUAUCCAGCACAUAUAUGGUUGCCGGAAGGUUGGGAUUUUAUGCAAACAUUUAAAUAAAACUAAGAAAAACUUUUGAGUUUAAUCCCUUAGGUUAAUUUAAAAGUUAUUGUAAUUAUAAAUGAUUUUGGAAAUUCGGCCCAAAGUCUAUAAUGCAAAACAUCACCAUUUUUUUGAUGAAUUCCCCAUAAAACUGUAAAACAAUUAAAUUAAUAAAAGUUAAAUAAUAUUAUAAAUUAAGUGAAAGUUCCUCUCUCCUCUCUCUGUCGCACCCUCUAAAUGUAAGAACCGCUAUUAUAUACUGAGCUGUAUCAACCCCAUAAUGUUGUAAAUAUCAACUGCACAUCUUAGGAUUUUUUCAAAUAUCUGUCCCAUUAAAAAAUCCGACGGUGUAUGGUCUAUAAGAAAAAAUGGACCUUAUUAGUUAAGCACUAAAAGUUGUGAUGUUAUUUGGUACGAUUACUUGAAGAAGACCAAUUAUUAUUGAUUUGUUGGUUUAAUUAUUAUUAUUAUUAUUAUUAUGACUACUUAUAGAAAAUAUGUAGAGUAUUUUGUUACCGUUUAAAAAAAAAAUACGAUUUUUUACUUAAAGUGUAAUAUAUUUAAUAUAAAAAUAGACUAGAUUUUUUUUAUAAUUAUUCAACUAAAACUAUUAAAUGUCCUAGGUAAUUGUAUAACUAUAAAAGUGAAAAAUCGUUAUUUUUUGUGGAAAACUGGGCAUUACCUAAAACUAACCCAAUAACUUGUAAAUAACUGUGUAAAUACAAAUUCACUAACUACUAGGUCAGAAAUAUAGGUACGAAUGAAUAGAAAAUUUUGCAUUAAAAUCAUUUUUAGAGGGCCCCGAUUUUAUUGUUAUUAUUCUUAUAAUUAUCACAGGGUUAAUAAAAAACUUUUGCUUUAGUUUUAUUAUGGUGUAUGUGUGUGUCACUGCCAUAAUGGUUCAUAAACCGUAAUUUUUGUAUAAAAUUCCAAUUGAACUUCCAUCUUUUUGUAAAAAAUAUAGGGUGAUUGUCUUGUAUAUAGUUAGUUUAAUAUGUUAAAUAAAUUAUAUAAAAAUAA